CGAUUUGAAAAGUAGGCACACAUAGUUACUUUAGUAUAGGGAUGUUUAGGCAGAGUUGAGUUUUGUUCACAAUAAAAUGUCUACAAAUAUGUAGUUUUAAAGAUAUUUUAAUCCUUAAUAUAAAUGUAAACUUUUAAUUCAUUAAUUGUUUUGUUAAUUUUUUUUUACUUUAUGACUGAAGUCAGAUUUUUUAUUUCCUUUAUGUAAUUUUUAUGAAUUAUUGAAUGUAUUAUGAGUUCAGGCAUGAAAAAGUAUUUAUUUUGGUUUGCUAAUGAACAUUUAGAUUUUAGAAUUAAUGAAAUCAAAUCUAUUGUUAGUUUAUUGAAUGUUGACUUGAAAUGGCUUAAAACGCCUUAUGAAGAUCCUUUUUGGAUUGGAGAGCUUGAUUCAGAUGAAUCUGCUACAAAAAUUGCUAGUCGUUCCAUUACCGUGCGUUAUAUAAUUGAUUUAUGGAGCACAGCUCCUUCAGUUUCUGAACUUCAUAAUGAACUGCAUGGAUUAUCUCACUCUUUGUUGGCUCCUUACAGUGAUGCAUCUUUCAAAAUUAAAGUAGAAAUAUUUGGGAAGUCUCAGACACAAAAAGAAAAACUUGAUAAAAUAGAGAGUUUCAAUUAUCUACCAUUAAAUGGCAGAGUUCAAUUAAAAAAUCCAGAACUGGCUCUACAGUAUAUUGAGUAUUAUGGUGUGGAUCACAGUAUUGCUCCACUGCACCCAAGGGAAUUGUAUUUUGGCCGUGUGGUUGCUCAAUGCCAGCGUGAUUUAAUUUCUAAACAUUCACUUAAAAAAAGAAAAUUUAUUGGCAAUACAAGUAUGGAUCCCCAAUUGUCUCUAAUUAUGGCAAAUCAAGCCAAGAUUAGUAAGGGAGAUCUCGUCUUUGACCCAUUUGUAGGCUCAGGAUCGCUUCUUAUAGCAGCUGCUGAAUUUGGUGGUUAUGUACUAGGUACUGAUAUAGACUAUUUAAUGCUUCAUGGAAAAAGUAGACCCACAAGGAAACAAGAUAGGGAUAAACCAAGAAAUAACGAAAGUGUUUUUUGUAACAUGAAGCAGUAUCAGUUGGAAGAUCAUUACAUUGAUAUAAUUGUUGCCGAUUCAUCUCUGCCUCUAUGGCGACCUGAUAUCCUUUUUGAUGCUAUCAUUACAGAUCCUCCAUAUGGUAUGAGGGAGGCCAUAGAAAAGGUUGGUUGUCGUAAAGAAGAAAAAAGAAUCAGCGAACAACACCUGCCUACACAUAUCCCUAGUAAAGUUGUUUACCCUCUAUGUCGCCUCAUGUCUGAUCUCUUGGAUUUCGCUGCAUUACACUUGACAGUUGGUGCCCGAUUAGUGACAUGGCUUCCUAUUAUCAGAUGUGAAUAUGAUGAAAAGAAAUUACCGCAUCAUGACUGCUUACAAUUGGUUGGAAAUUCUGAACAGAUAUUAUCUACUACUUCUUCCAGAAGAUUGCUUACUUAUGAAAAAAAUAAAAACUUCAAGCCCAAUUCAUCCUCAAAUGGUAUCCUAUAUAGUGAAGAAACGUUUAGAGAACGUUACUACAAAUAUGUAGAGCAACUUCGAAAAGUGAAAGGAUGUGAAAAAGACAGUUAAUACUGUCAUACUGAUUAAAACUUUAAUACAGAAGAUAUUAGAUAAUGACAAAUCAAAUAUAGACAAACUGUUUUUAAUGUUUUCAGAUAAUUUUAAAUGUAUUUUUAUCUUGUCAUGGCUUCAUAUUUAUGGGAAUUUUAAAUUCAACACUAAUUUAUCUCUAGUGACUUUUAUCUGUAUAUUUAUAAUUCUUAUUCUGGA
This is a messenger RNA of Nezara viridula (southern green stink bug), 1782 nucleotides long. NCBI's taxonomy places the organism in Eukaryota, Metazoa, Arthropoda, Insecta, Hemiptera, Pentatomidae. The record is from the annotation of a GenBank genome assembly.